Messenger RNA from Ooceraea biroi (clonal raider ant), 4474 nucleotides. RefSeq names its product combover (gene cmb). NCBI's taxonomy places the organism in Eukaryota, Metazoa, Arthropoda, Insecta, Hymenoptera, Formicidae. The record is from RefSeq and is a predicted model, not a curated record.
UAUAUGUAUAUUGCGUGCAUGUUACGUCUUUUCGAGUUUCGAUUAUCAUCGAGAUGCGUUACAUCGGCAUUUUUUAAUUGAAAACGUUGAUCGAUAGGGAGACACAAAAGAAGACAAAAAAUUGCACUAUUCGAGCGUGGUCGUUCGGCGCAAUCGAGGGGUCAAGCAGCAUUUAAAAAUGGCCGCGGUGUCGGUGCGUUAGCGACCGUUGUCAAAGUUACAAUAUAUAAUCAUCAUCGUAAUCAUCGCGGCGGACACGUCGAUGGCCCGUCUUAUUUAUAGCAACUCUGGUACCUUCGAUCUGCCAAGUAUUUUGACGUAAGGGCGUCGGACGUCAGCCGGAUGCGAUUCCGCGUCAUCUCGCAUCGCCGAGACGUGCAUCACGCGUCGCGAGAUCGAAGAAUCCCUGGCGAGUUCCGUCAUCCGUCGUGUUCUGCGGUUUCCGCACGCUCGUGAUAAAGUGCCUUCUUUCCAUCGCCGCGUCUAUCUCUCACUCUCUCUCGCGUCACCAGGUUCCAGGUAAACGACGGGUCGGCGGUUUUUAGCCGCGAGGUUAACGCGUGUCGUGUCGCCGCGGUGAGGUUAGUGCGCGUCAGAAUCGAACGUGUCUCGAGCUUGCGUUAGCGCGCGACAGUGCGGGUGAGAGUGCGGCGAUGUCGCCCGGCAUUAACGACGGCGGUCCCCGCAACACGGGCACCCUGCCGAAAAGCAAUCGCAGGAACGACAGAAAUCGAGAGCGGUCCGCCGUUAAUCAGCAGAUCGCAAACCGUGCGGUUUAUCACAGUCAGCCGCAGCAUUUUAACAAUUUGUUUCAACUGGACUGGCAGCCGGCGGUGAGCGAACGGGAGCGUGAACGUGAGCCGAGAGCCUCGAGAGCGGCGAAGGACAGCAACACGAGAUCGGCCUCCACUCUGCUUUCCUCCUCGUAUUUCACUUACCAGGACCUGUCCGACUUCGCGUCCCAGAGCUCGGCGAGGCAGUACAAUCACAGCUCAGAGGAGUGCAUACCUUGGCCAAAAAUGGUGCCGCCUACCGAUCCGAGGACUCAAUCGCCGCCACGAUUACAGCAGGGAACGAAACCUUCCAACGUGAACAAGAUGCCUGACAGAAACCAAGUGGAGACUCGCUUAAACCAGAUCAGGGACUACAUCAGAGUCACCGCGACAAUGAUGGAUACUCUCAGCCAGUCUUCCAAUCCUCGCGCGCAAGCUCAGAGUGAAAAAUUGGGCAGAAUGGUGGAGGAUCUCCAUGACAGUGAGACGAAACUGGCGAAGCUGUUGGAGCAAUAUCACGGAAUUUCCGACGAGAACGGCGAGAACGGGCGAGAGGACGUGGACGAGCGUGGCGAUGGCAGCAGAGAGAUGCAGUUGCGCAGGAACAUGGAGGACUAUCAGAACAAGCUCGCGCAGUUGCAGGAGCACCAGGCGAGCUUGGCGGGGAUGCAGGUACGCGUGAGGGAGAGAUUGAAUGAGGCGCGCCAGGCGCAACAAAUGCUCUUGCAGGAAGAGAAUCAGAACGCAGCGAGUGCCGCGUCCCUCUCGGCUCCCGCUAAUGUCGAGCAGCUCGAGUCGCAAACGGAGGUGCUGAGAGGGAAACUGGCGCAACUGCAGACGAAAAAGAAGCAGAUGGACUAUCUCGUGGCAGAGUUGCAGGCGAUAGAGGCGUCCGAGAGAGGCAGUUGCAGUUCCGAGGGCUCCAGGAACACGCUUAAGGACAAAGCCGCGGAGCUGGAGAUGCUGAAGGCGAAGCUCGAGCACAUAAAGGCCCUGGUGGAGGAUGGCACGAGGAUUCGCGACCCGAUGGAUUCCACGUCCGAGCCCGAGCAGGACGUUGACGUGAGUGGCGAGGGAGGCGGCGCGGCGGAUGUCGAGAUCACGGAGGACGUGGCGAAUAUCUCGUUCGAGUGCCGCAGCGACAGCGAUGACAUGGGUCACGGGAAGAUGCGGAAUUCCGUGCCCACGCUUGAGGAAAUACAGAACGUGACGCGAGAAUUGAAGGAACAAUCGGCUCUGCUGCAAGCCACGCGAGCCGAACUGCACCGCUUGAAGCCGGCAGCCACGAUCGCUCACCCCGCUUCCACCUCCUCCUUCUCCUCCUCUAGUCCACCUCCACUGGUAUCUCUGAGCACGAGCGAGAAGAAACAGAGCAAUAAUGCCGGUCCGGAGGUUCAGCCGAUGCAGGCAAAGAGGCGUCAACUGGAAGAUCUUAUAAAAAAGGAAGCAGCGCAGCCUUCCAACGUGAAUCGGGACGUACAAGCGUUGGACCAGCACAGUCAGAGAAGCUCCGGCUCCCAAGCUAGUCAUACCAGCACACCUGCAAAUAUCUGGCCCGCCUCUACCGCCAUGGCUGCAGGUGGUUCUAAUGAGCCAAGCGUAGAUGGCAUAUCCACAUCGGAGAAUUUAUUGGACAUCGGAUCGCAAGCCGCCGCCAUCGAGAACGCCGGAAACUGGUGGGCCUGCCCCGUACCGCCGUCUGCCCCACCUGCGUAUCAAGGACAAUAUGGCUCGGUGGAAUAUUAUCGGCAAUUAUUACUGGGCUCGCAGGCGCAGCAAUUGCAGAUGAUGAGCACGACGAUUCAGCACUGCUGCCAGUUGCUGUGGACGCAGCAGCGCGAGCUGCAAUCCAUGCGCGCUGCCAUCAGCCAACUACAGUUGAGCAACCAAGCGAGAUCGCAGAAUCAUCAUCAGCAGCAUCAGGCUCCGCAGUGCACGCUGAAUAACGCUGAAAAUCAGGAGGAUUACUCGAACCUGAGCCGCAGCGUUCACAAUCUCGGUGACACGUUGGAUGCGACUCUGCCUCCCAGCUCGUCCUUGCCGAACCUCGUCUCGCUGCCGAAUUCGUCGGCAACGUUGUCUCACACGCCGAUAGUUACCUCCUCGAACUCGCAGCAGCAACAGCAGCAGCAGCAGCAACAAUUGAACAAUCAAGUACCGCCCGGUAACAGAGCGAACAACUACUGGGAUAAUUUUCGAAGCUACUCCCGACAGAAUCUGCUCUCGGGGAACGUAAAGACCAUGACGGACUCCCCGGCGGCUGUCGUUAAUUCGGCUUGCUCGGCGCACACGGCUAACACGAGCGGAAGCACCAUCAACAGCUCGCUAAUGAAAGACAAGCGGAAUCGGGAACAUGGAGCUGAGAACUUGCCUCUGCCGCUAACCGGCGCGGAAGCACAGUAUUCGCUGAACUUACAGCUAUCGUCGAACUUGCAGCAGCAGGACAGGGAAAAUGCUACUAUUCGCAGCAACAUCAUAGCGAACGAGGUGUCCCAGCAGGUCGGUAAUCUCUGGGAGGAGAGCCACAUUUCUUUUCGGCUACCAUCCACCACGAAUGACGACAAUCCGCUGAAUAAUUUGAGUUCAGAGAUGAAAGAGGCGAUCAGCUCGCUCGUCGCGGCGAAUAAACGGCGACCAGAUUAUUUGAUAAUCAUUCUGAGAGAGAUCAAAGCGAUUAGCGAGGAUCACCGACUGCGACCGCAAUUGCUGAGGUCGCUGCGUGCUCUGCAGGACACGCAGACGCUGAACAAUCCACUGAAUGAGGCACCUGACCUGACUCCAAGUGAAAGCUGCCAGUCCAGCGACGAGGACUCCUACGUAGGCGCGAUGCUCGGUUUCGGUUUGGAGAAUCAAUCCUCCGUGACUGAAUUGGCCGCGUCGUCUCGCAUGGACACCGCCUCUUCUCCAGCCUCGUCUCAAGUGCCGCUAAUCGAUCACUUGGAAAUAUCGGGAACGUUCUCGCUCGACUGCGCGAGCGCCCUUCCCUCCAGCUCGAACGCGAAACCCGGUUACAACGAGGACUUGGCGGAGGCCGAUCAGUCGAGGCCCGAUUCUUCAGGAACGCAGAAGCUCACUGCGAACGACGUAGACGACGAGGAGGGGCAAGAAGAGGCAGCGUCUUAUCCGAUCGCGGCGGAAGCGUCCGCUACACUCGACCUCGAGGGCAUGGCUGCUAAAACCGAAGACGAGAGAGCGGAGGAGAAUAAAUUUGCCGAACUCGAUAAACUUCUCGCUAGACAUCAUUAAUCUUAACGUAUUCGCGCGCUCGUAAGUGGCUAUUUAUAAUUAUUUUAGGUAUAAUAAAUACUUUAAGUAGAGGGCUAAGAGAAAUAGGGAUGUAUCAGACCUUGAUCUCUGAUAGAAUGAUGCGUUGGCCUACUGUUUGCUUCCGACUUAAAGAAAUAUUGGCUAAUAAGCGAUUAAAAAGUCUGAUAUAUUAACAAGAGCUGUUCAAUCAAUUAGAAACUUACAGAUCACUCUCGACAUUGUUCUCAUGUCUCGCAUGUUGUUCCUUGUGAUACAUUUUGUAAUAGAAAAAAAAAGCCUGAGGAAUUAGAAGAAUUUAAAGAGAUCUCCGAGGUUUUGCGUUGUGCAACGUUACCUAGAGCGAAGACUUUAUACGUUUGCUAUAAUAACAACUCGCUACUGUUUCUAUGUAUAUCUUGAUAUUAAUAUAAAAUAUACGCUCAGAUUCUCGUUAA